AUGUGUGGUAAAAAGUUUAGCUUUAAGUGCGACUUGUAUAAUCAUGAGAAAAUUCAUAAAGGCGAAAAUCCUAAUAAAUGCGAAUUUUGUGAUCAUAUAGCUAGGCGAGGAAAGCAUCUAAAAAAACAUGUGAUGGCAAUGCAUUACAAUCAAGAUCGUUACAAGCGUAAUAAGGAUCUAUAUAUUCGUAAAUCAUACAAAUGCGGAACGUGUGAUAAAGAGUUCCAGUAUGAAACUCAAUUGCGUACUCAUGAGAGAACUCAUAUAGAACAAAGUUACAAUUGUGACCUUUGUGGACGAAAGUUUAG
Molecule: messenger RNA, 308 nt
Organism: Cyphomyrmex costatus
Lineage: Eukaryota; Metazoa; Arthropoda; Insecta; Hymenoptera; Formicidae
Product: zinc finger protein 468-like
Exons: 2
Source: RefSeq, a predicted model, not a curated record